AUGAGCCCAUCCUGUGAAGAAGGAAACUUAGCCGACGAUCUGCCGCCGACGACGGUAGAUAAGUCACUGCACGCUGAAGAUAGGGACAGAUCCGUCCCCCCAAGGGGUCGAUCUUUGUCACCGCGAAGAUCUACCUCGCCGCGAAGAUCUACCUCGCCACAAAGGUCUACCUCGCCGCGAAGAUCCACUUUGACGCGACAAUCAACGGCACCAAGGAAGGAUGAAAGUCCUCCGCCGUCCACACGACGCCAUCACUCGAAGAAAACCUCUUCAAGUGACAGGCCUCGCAACCCGAAGAAAUCCUCGUCGAGCCUCAAGUUCCGCAAGCUCAUGGAGAGUCUCGUCAAGCCAUUAGCUGAAGGCUUCGAGGCAAUGCAAGCAUAG
Molecule: messenger RNA, 384 nt
Organism: Microthlaspi erraticum
Lineage: Eukaryota; Viridiplantae; Streptophyta; Magnoliopsida; Brassicales; Brassicaceae
Source: the annotation of a GenBank genome assembly